UGUGCAUAUCUGUACAGCUACAUCCACACAGACCACACACACGUGUUGAGCUACAGUGGGUCCGGUCCACGACACCAGUGUGGAUCAUCACAGUGGGAACAUGGAUCUGAUGAAGCAAGAUCUCACACGCACAUUUAUAAACGCACGUAGCUGGUACUAAACAAUCUGCCCGAGCCAACCAGAACCUCCAUCAGUCAUCUGGAGCCCUCAUCAAAGUUUCCCCAGCGGGAGGGGCCAAGUGUUUUGUCUCCAGAGGCGCAGAUCAGCCUGUUUCUGCUUCAGAGGAGCGAGGACGCACACGGAGCGGUGAAAAGUGUCAAGAUGCCACACAAGAAGAGAAGCCACGGUCACCACAAACACCCGCAGGAGGAGAAGGAGAAGGAGAAGGAGGCCCAGGAGUCGCUGCCUAACCAGGCCGCACCCAAACCAGCGGCUCAGGUCUCCACUGCGAAGCCGGCCCAGUUCGAGAAGGCAUCAUCAGGAUCUGCCAUGGCUACAAAGCCUGGGGGGGUUACCGCAGCAACAGGCGGAGCCACAGGAAGUGGUGUCACGGCAGCAGGAAGUGCUUCGUUUAAGGCCAAACCAGAGACUAACACUACGCCGAGGGGUGCUACUGUUAUUGACAUGUCGUCCGCUGGGGCUGCUGUUGUUGACAUGACGUCAGUAGGGGCGAGGGGCGGUCCUCAAGCGAUGCCAAAGACGGCACCUGUCUCCCAAGUCAGAGCUUCAGUUCCUUCUCCUGCCACUGGAACAGCUGCAGCCGCUGGCACGGCAGUGACCGCUGCUGUGACCAAACCUAAAGUGUCGCCCAAAGUCACAGCCAAGAGUACCAUCGGCACCACAACAGUCAAAGCUGAUGUGUCUAAAGCUGCAGCAGCCUCGGUUGUGCAGGGGAAGAAAGGAGAAGCUAAACCUCCACAAACGAAGGUACAGGUGGAGGUUCCUUCCACAGCAGCUAAAGUCAAAGAGGCACCUGCAGUGGAUCCAUUCGAUGCCCUGGCCAGCAUACUACCAUCCGCUGAUUCUAUCGUGCCCCAACAGCCGGUGUACACCGGGCCAGAGGUCAAAGAGCAUGGCGUCACCUCUGAGAAGGGUCACAAGUGUGGAGAAAGAGACGACACGCUGCCUCCAGGCUACAGAUUUAAAGAUAUGGCUCCGGGUCCUGCUGAUGUGAAACCCAUGGACGUCCCUAAACCAAUGAACACAGAUGAGGCCCUGGAUGCCCUCUCCAUUGGAUUCAUGACUUCUCCUGCUUUACCUGCAUCCAAGAAGCAAGAGAGUACAGCCCAUGUUGACACGGUCUGUGCAGCAUCUGCUGGGCCGGCAAACUUUGCACCACCUCCUGUAAAGAAAGGUGAACGUCCUGCAGCUGCUCCUCCGGCUGAUAAGAAAGCCAAGAUGGAGAAAGUCUCAGACGAUUUCUCUCUGGAGUCUGUGCUUUCCUCUGCUCCGACCACGAAAGCAGCUGCUCCUGUGGCUGUGUGUACUGCUCCUCCCGCUGAUAAAAAAGCCAAGAUGGAGAAACCUGUGGUCACCAAGCCCAAGGCUGAUGAGGGUGCAUCAAUGUCUCUGGACGCUCUCAGUGCUCUAAGCGACUCGUUGCCGGCAGCAGCACCGAAACCUGAAUCCCCCAAACUCAGGCCUGAGGACAUUGUCUCGGAGGACAAACUGAAGAAGGAGAAGGGUGUGCGUGUAGGAGAAAGGGAGGACACACUUCCUCCAGAGUACAGGUUUAAUAAGGAGAAGCUGGAAAAACUGCCUGCUCCUAAACCUGAGCCCACCAUGGCCCCAGGUGACGCUCUGGACUUUUUGUCUGGAGACUUCAUGACGUCCUCAGCAGCUCCGUCAGUCCAGGCUCCUGUUCCCCCCCGCUCAGCUCCUGCACAGAAAGCUCCUGCCGUUCCUCCGGUGGCUGGGCGUCCUGCCAAGAUGGAGAGAGUCUCUCAGGACACUGUACUAUCAGCUUCAACAGCUAAGAAAGUUGAAUCCGCUGCACUUCCCCCUGCUGAUAAGAAAGGAAAAGUAGAGAAAGCCCCUGCUAAAAAGGACACCACUGAUGACAAGCUCCAGACUACUCCGGGCGACUCCAUGUCUCUGGACGCUCUCAGUGCUCUCUGCGACACGUUGCCAGAAGACGCACCAAAACCUGAAGCCCCCAAACUCAGACCUGAGGACAUCGUCGCGGAGGACAAACUGAAGAAGGAGAAGGGUGUGCGUGUAGGAGAAAGGGAGGACACACUUCCUCCAGAGUACAGGUUUAAUAAGGAGAAGCUGGAAAAACUGCCUGCUCCUAAACCUGAGCCCACCAUGGCCCCAGGUGAGGCUCUGGACUUUUUGUCUGGAGACUUCAUGACGUCCUCAGCAGCGCCGUCAGUCCAGGCUCCUGUUCCCCCCCGCUCAGCUCCUCCUGCACAGACCAAAGUUGAGGAUUUGUCAGCUCUGGAUUUUCUCGCUGGAGACUUUGUGUCUCCAGCUAAAGCUUCUGGAGUUAAGGCGGCCGCCCCUCCUUCUUUCAGGAGGGCACCAGAGAUUACAGUGUGUCCUAUAGAGCAACCCACCCCCGUCCAACAGAAACAGGAACAACCCAAGACAGUAACCGGCGACUCCAUGUCUCUGGACGCUCUCAGUGCUCUCUGCGACACGUUGCCAGAAGACGCACCAAAACCUGAAGCCCCCAAACUCAGACCUCAGGACAUCGUCGCGGAGGACAAACUGAAGAAGGAGAAGGGUGUGCGUGUAGGAGAAAGGGAGGACACACUUCCUCCAGAGUACAGGUUUAAUAAGGAGAAGCUGGAAAAACUGCCUGCUCCUAAACCUGAGCCCACCAUGGCCCCAGGUGAGGCUCUGGACUUUUUGUCUGGAGACUUCAUGACGUCCUCAGCAGCUCCGUCAGUCCAGGCUCCUGUUCCCCCCCGCUCAGCUCCUCCUGCAAAGCCCUCUGCAGACUUUGCUCUUGAUGCCUUGGCAGGAGACUUUGUUAGCACCACUGCUGCUCCGAUAGUGAAGUCUGCUGCUUGUGCUCCCACGGAGGCUGAUCCGCAGCUGGCAGCAGGAGCAGACAGUGCCAUGGAUGCUCUGUCCAACACCUUGAAGGAUAUCACACCCAUCCCUCAGCCCGCCCCGCUUCCUACCAAAGACAUUGUGAAGGAGAAAAAGGUUGUGGAGGAGAGGUUGAUUAAGAUGGGAGAGCGAGAUGACUCUCUGCCGCCAGAAUAUCGACUCACUGAGGAAGAUCUUAAGAAAAUGGCAGAAGAAAAGGCAAAAGCAGCUGCAGCACCCAAGGAGAAGGGCAUGGAUGAUGCUACAGCCUUUGACCUGCUGUCCAGUGAUUUCUCUGCUGCUCCUAAACCUGCUGCUCCGGUCAAAUCAUCUGCAGCCACGACAAAGCUGGAAGCUCCUGCGCAGGACUCAAAGCCACUGAAGCCAAUGGCCGCUCCUGUUCUGGACUCCCUGGCGGACACCUUGCUCCCAGACGCCAAAGAGUUCAAAUCCAAAACAGACCAACCAAAACCAAAGGGCAAGAGCAAGUCAAAGUCAAAGUCCAAAAAACAUCAUGCAGAGGAGCCACCUGCCACUGACCUGUCAUCAGCUCAGCUAAGCUCAGACGUUGUGUCAACAUCUUCAAAGAAGGGAGGCAAGAGCUAGACCACCUUGUAAGGUGGUCGGUGCCUUUUGUCCUCGAGGGACGCAGGGACGCAUCAGUGUGGGGUCUGCUCUGUGGAUAAUUGUUCUAUUUUUCUAAAUCGUCAAGAAUGUACAUUGGAUGAAAGACAAACCUAGACAUGCCCAUAACACACACAUGCACACACACACACACACACACACACACACACACACACACACACACACACACACACACACACACCUCUGCGUGUAGUGCCUUUCUUGUUCGGUUUCACAUGUGUUGUUGGAUGAGGAGCUUUUGGUUUCUGUCUCUGCAGAAAGUGACUUUUUUGAAACAUGGAUGGAUAUAAAGAACGAGCGAAGAAAAGAAACAGAAAGAGGGUAAACUGGGGAAAGAGAGGAGGUUAAGGCACGUUAAAAAAAAGUUUGUUUUGCUGGUUGCUGUGUUGAGUGUGCUGAUGGAAGGAAAGUGUUGCGUUUGCAUCUCAGCUGACAGUUUCCAUUUUUCCAAAGAUGCACAGAUAUAUCAAAAACACACCGGUUAUCUAAACCUGGUGGUAUAUUGGAGUGGUGGUGACUGUCAGCUCGAGUGGGAGAAGUAUGUAGGGGGUUUAUAGUAUCGGGAUGUUUGUGCAAUCUUGUUGUACACAGAAAAGUCAAGUUUUUUAUCACCAAGUGGUCAGAUGCCAAUAAGACACUAGUGUACAGCUUCGUCUGCGUAUAUUUUGGACAGCACGUAGUUUACAUGAUUAAAUAUGUGGAGGAUUCACGGGAGGUGUUCUGCUUAAUUCUGUAUCUGAGAGCUUCUUUGCAAAUGCCUUUUACUUUCUGUAGAGAAAUAUCUGUCAAGAGAAGAAGGGUCUUUUUUUCUUUUGUGUUCGGCCUUGCAUUAAAAAAACAUUACUGGUGUCCUGAAGAGCACUUAGUGAACCGAGGUGGUUACAAGUGUGAACUGCCAUUUUGUAUACUGUAAAAAAAGAUUUUUGUUCUGUAUAAGACAACACUGUAUAAUUUACAAAAGGCUUUCAGCUGUAAAUCACUAUAAUUUCCCCAAGGUAAUUUUUUUCUUCCUGACACAGGUUUUGUUGUGUGGGUAUGUGUCAAAAGUUAUAAGAGGUAUUUUAGAUGUGGGAAUACUAACUAAAUAAAAUAAAUCUAAAGUUUUAGAUUUAGAAUGUGUAGUUAUUAUAUGAGAGUUUGGUUUUUACAAUUUGCACAAAAGUAAGCAUGAAGUGCCUUAAAAAGCUAAACAUAGCAGGAAAAAUAUAUCAAAUCAGUAAACAAUUAUAUUUUCUUACAGGUGCAAGGGAACUAUUUGUAUGUAUUCAACAGAAUGGGAACAGAAUCUCUUUUUAAAAUAUUUUUCUCUCUCUCUUCUCGAAUUAGUUUUUUUUUUGUUUCACUUUGCUUGGUUGUAGCCCACUUCCUUCUCACUCAGGGGGCUAGACAACUAAAAAACAUGUCUAUCGCUCAAACUUUAUAUUUUUGUGCCAAGAACCUGAAUGACUGAUGGUGGAUGCAAAUGAGUGGGUUUGUUGUGUAAAAUAAAGAAAAAUACGAAACGUAAAUAAAGAGAAAUGCAAGUCA
Hippoglossus stenolepis (Pacific halibut) is the source of this 5211-nucleotide messenger RNA. It is a transcript of the gene cast, whose product is annotated as calpastatin. The coding region runs from base 322 to 3645 and encodes 1107 amino acids. Lineage: Eukaryota; Metazoa; Chordata; Actinopteri; Pleuronectiformes; Pleuronectidae. Gene Ontology annotation, molecular function: calcium-dependent cysteine-type endopeptidase inhibitor activity. The record is from RefSeq and is a predicted model, not a curated record. The transcript is spliced from 36 exons. Gene Ontology annotation, cellular component: cytoplasm.